Molecule: messenger RNA, 807 nt
Organism: Phragmites australis (common reed)
Lineage: Eukaryota; Viridiplantae; Streptophyta; Magnoliopsida; Poales; Poaceae
Product: small ribosomal subunit protein uS8my-like
Exons: 3
Coding region: 133-522 (129 amino acids)
Biological process (GO): translation
Cellular component (GO): ribosome; cytosolic small ribosomal subunit
Molecular function (GO): structural constituent of ribosome
Source: RefSeq, a predicted model, not a curated record
CUCCAACGAGUUUGUGAGCGGACGGCCCUCCCUCGCUGCCCCUCUCAAGUCUCAACUCCAUCCACCGCGCCGCCGGCUGGUACGCGCAAGGGCGGUACCGGCGGACGGAGAGAUCCACUGCCCGAACUCGCCAUGGGACGGCGGAUCCUCAACGACGCGCUACGCACCAUGGUGAACGCGGACCGCCGGGGGAAGGCUACGGCGCUCCUCCAGCCCAUCUCCGGCGUCAUGGUCUCCUUCCUCAACAUCAUGAAGCACCGAGGGUAUAUCAAAAACUUCGAGGUCAUAGAUCCGCAUAGAGUUGGGAAAAUUAAUGUGGAGCUUGAGGGACGUAUUAAAGAUUGCAAAGCUCUUACUUAUAGGCAAGACCUCAGAGCUAAGGAAAUCGAACAAUACAGAGUUCGGAUGCUUCCAACACGACAGUGGGGCUAUGUAGUGAUUACUACUCCAAACGGCGUUUUGGAUCACGAGGAAGCAAUCAGGCAGAACGUGGGUGGCCAGGUCCUUGGUUAUUUCCAUUGAGAAGGAACAGUGUUACCUAGUCCUGAAUGAACGGAUGGAUUGUGCCCGACUGGCAUUGUUACCCUGUUUGUUAUGACUGAAGCCAUCUGUUUGGACUGUUGCUUUUGUUCAUGGCCAACAAGAAAUGCAAUAACAUGUCAAAAGUACGGCUCGCAACACUAAGAAAUUCCAAUUGUUGAACAAACAAAAAGACUGUAAUUUCUCUUUUGGACUGAUAUCAUGUAGAUCCGUUCCGCAUCAAGAUAUUUGGAGAUACAUGAGUAAUGCUAGUUUGAAAUUCUGUGA